AUGUGGGAAAUAGUAGUUCUUGAGCUCGAUGCAGAAUCAGGCCUCGAGCGCCUUCUUUACGUUGCUCUCCUGCCAAACUCUGACGACGAUGUUCACCAUCAAAAUCAAGAAGAUGUUGCAAGAGGCAGAGAAGUACAAGAGGCGAAGAAGUACAAGUCCGAGGAUGAGGAGCACAAGAAGAAGGUGGAGGCAAAGAAUGCACUUGAGAACUAUGCUUAUAACAUGAGGAACAUGAUCAAGGAUGAGAAGAUUGCUUCCAAGUUGGCUGCAGACGAUAAGAAGAGGAUUGAGGAUUCGAUCGACGAGGCCAUCAAUUGGCUUGACGCGAAUCAGUUGGGAGAGGCUGACGAGUUCGAGGACAAGAUGAAGGAGACGAGGGCGGCGACGAGGAGGAUGCGGACAAGGGUGUCGUUGAACUGA
This is a messenger RNA of Asparagus officinalis (garden asparagus), 420 nucleotides long. RefSeq names its product probable mediator of RNA polymerase II transcription subunit 37c. The coding region runs from base 1 to 420 and encodes 139 amino acids. The transcript has 2 exons. Gene Ontology annotation, molecular function: ATP-dependent protein folding chaperone; ATP binding. The record is from RefSeq and is a predicted model, not a curated record. Lineage: Eukaryota; Viridiplantae; Streptophyta; Magnoliopsida; Asparagales; Asparagaceae.